GAAAAAGAGCUCCGCUACCCCGGCCAGCAUCAGACCAGCUCAGUGCAGGCAGCGCAUCACACCGGUGAGGUUUGGAUGGGUCAGCUGACAAUUAAACACGAUACAUCCCGGAACUCCUGACAUGGAAUGACGCCUCGGUUAGGCUCCCGCCAGCAGAAAGGACUUUAUAUCCAUGUUUUGAGCCAAUCCUCGGUUGGAUUUUCUGGGACAUUUAGUUCUCUCGGAUGUCCACCUUUUCUGCACAGCAACAUCCUCAGACAUCACACACACGGAUCUCCAUUCCCAUCAGGCUCCUGCUGAGAUGGCCAGAGCAGAGACCAUCGAGACUGUCGGAGAAAAUGUGCUGCUUUGUCACAACACCUGCCGCAUGGAGUUACCACCACCCCUCCAUACCUACUCAGGCUCGUUUAUUACCAGGGCCCCCAGAGGUGGCAGCAGAGUCACUGCCCCCAACCUCCAAAGCAGUCCCCAUCAUGUGGAGCAGACCCUCUCUGUGUCAAAUCCGCCAUCUCACCCCCAUCAGGCAGGCCAAGAUGAGGCCCAGACCCACCAGCAGUCACCUGCGUUAUCGCCAUCAUCAGAACCCUCUUGCUGUCUGGUCAGGGACGAACGUAGUCGGCGAACAGCUUCAUCCGACAAUCUAUCAGGAGAACAAACAGAUUCCAAUAGGGAAGAACGCCAGAACUCCAGUCCUUCGGGUCCUCUGCCUGACCUGCUUUCCCAGAAUGAGAUAUCAUCCCGGGCUUCGCCGCCCCACCAGCGACGCCCCGGGGGUGAGGCGGUCCAGCAGCUGGAUGUGCUGAGAGUGGCCAGUCAGCUUAGGGUGAUCGGAGACGAAUUCAACGCCAGGAUUGUCCACAGAGCGCACGUCGCCCCCCAGUGGCAGGACUGGAGAGACAUCUACAGAGGUCUCUUCAACUUUAUGGCCCAAAUGUUCAGCGCCCUGUACAGGCUGACAUAGGCCUCCUUUCUGGACCUUUAUUCUACAUUUUGGGCACGAUGUACUGUUGCUAAGGCGUCGCUGGGAUAAUGAUCAUCUCAUCCUGUGUAAGAGGAAAGAAAGGAAUCAGCUAUUAGAAGCUGACCCUCUCUGUCAGUCAGUGUGCUGGAUCAGACUGCAGCUGACGGACGGAUGGACUUUUUGUUCAUUUUGUAAAAUAUAUAUAUAUAUAUUUUUUUGUUUUUGUCCUGUCUUGGGGGUCAGUUCUCUGUGUAGCAGGUGUGAGUCUGUGUGAGGAUUUGUUAAAGAUGUGGGUCAAACUUUGGUUUGUGUGACUGAGAACAUUUAGCUGUGAAAUCAGCUAUCUUUACGUUCCCCUUUAACUACAAAUUAGAGCUCCUCUCUUUCCCCACAGACCUGAUUUGACCCUCGUCUAAUGUGCGGGUUGUGUUUUUUCUACUCUGCAACCCGUGCCCCGUUCCCUUUUAUUUGAAACUGUGAAAUGAGACGCUGAGGUUACAUUUGCAGGGAAUUUCUGGGUGCAAAUCUACUAUCGCGCAAAGAGCAGAUUGAGCGGGCCGUCCCGCUGAUCUGGAACUACUUUGCUUCACCACUUAAACGUGCCUUCCUACCUGAGGCUUCACCUCCAACAUGGUGACAAUCAGCGGCGCACACAUUCACUCAAAGUGCUUCAUUUUUGCAGUCAGAAAAUUGAAAAAGCAAUUUGCGUUCAAUUCAAAUGUGGAGAAGACGGAUUUCCUCCCUCCGUUUUGACUGGCAGGUUGUUUACAGUGUUCACAGCUCCACCAUCGACUGUAAAUAGUCUUUUUUUAAAACAUGAAUUUGGGUUCACUUAUGAAAUCAGUGCGCAUUAAAAGCAGUUCUGUGACUUUUUUUUCUGGUUUUACGUUUCUAUUCCCGAGCGUUCCUUGGUAACAGUUGGAAUUUAAAUCCAGUGGAUUUGAAAAAGGUAUUCAUCGAGCAGCAGAAAAAACGUUUCAUUCUCGUCCCUUUUUUUUCUAUUUUCUGAUGAUUUAAGAAGUUGAAGAGAAAAUAUUAAUUGCUCAUUAGAGGAGCGCAAUUUAUUUUGAAAAAAGAAACCUGAUGCUCUUUUUUUUAUUUUUGUUCCUUGUUUUCAAUGACGAUGUAUUUAUUUUUGUAUUAACUAAGACUUAAGUUGUACUAAAUUUGUAUACAAUAAAAGACAUGCCGUUGCACACACUCUGAAAGGAGGAAAUAAAUCUUUUUAAAUUUGUUGCAUGAAAGAAAAAAAGAAAAAGAGCUUAGAUCACGGUGCAGCUCAGAACAAAAUGAAAGGGGUGUUCCAGCUUUGAUGUGUGCUGCAGAUAAGACAGAAAGUUCUCAGAUUCUCAAAGCUAAAAAGAAAAAAAAAACAAUGAAGUAGAAAUCUGGCACUAAAGAAACAUCCC
Cyprinodon tularosa is the source of this 2370-nucleotide messenger RNA. It is a transcript of the gene bbc3, whose product is annotated as BCL2 binding component 3. NCBI's taxonomy places the organism in Eukaryota, Metazoa, Chordata, Actinopteri, Cyprinodontiformes, Cyprinodontidae. Bases 302 to 961 code for a protein of 219 amino acids. The transcript is spliced from 4 exons. The record is from RefSeq and is a predicted model, not a curated record.